CCAAGCAACAAUGACAACUAUAACCAAAAGAUAGCCAGGCAUUGUGGUGGGCACCUGUAGUCCCAGCUACUUGGGAGGCUGAGGCAAGAGUUUGAGGUUGCAACAAAACUUAAGCCAAAGAGUUUGAGGAUGCUGUGAGCUGUGAUGCCACAGUACUCUACCCAGGGUGACACCUUUUGUUUUGUCUCAAAAAAAAAAAAAAAGAAAAGAAAAGAUAGAUAAAUAAAAGUUAUCUCACUGGGUAGGUAAGACUUAAAAGGAAUGAAUAAAGAUUUGGAGAUACUGGUCAUUAUGAUGGAUAAUCAUGAUUGUUUUCUUCCAAAACAGAUUUAUUCUCAUAGACGAGCAGCAAGGACAGAUGUAGAAUCAGGCUCAGUCCCAAGGAGGGGCUUUUUUGAAUUUCUGCAUAGAAGAUGCUCAUCGCAGAGUGAAAGCCAGGAGGGCUUUUUCUGGUUAAGGCGUCCACUUUGGCUGAGGGAUAUGUACAGACCUCUCAAUGCCACACGCAAGAAAAACAUGGCCCAGAAGCUUCACGACAAGGAGUCUUCUGAUGAGGAAGAGAUUUACAAGAAGGAUGCAGGCGAGCCCAUAUCAACAGCAACACCUGUGGAUUCGGCUGCUGAAGGUGGUGAGGAAAAUGAGACAGUGCCAGAGGGGGAGGACGAAGAGUGA
Molecule: messenger RNA, 672 nt
Organism: Nycticebus coucang (slow loris)
Lineage: Eukaryota; Metazoa; Chordata; Mammalia; Primates; Lorisidae
Product: leucine-rich repeat-containing protein 37A2-like
Exons: 4
Coding region: 262-672 (136 amino acids)
Source: RefSeq, a predicted model, not a curated record